UCGGAGCUACGUCGAUGCCCAAAUAAUAUUCAAACGUAACUUUAAAGAUAUGACUGCACGUACCUCUCUGGAUAUGUGGAAGAGCAGAAAUCAAAUAAUUCGGCUGUACGACGUACUAUUGGAUGCGUGUCUCUUCCUCGAUGUGUCCCAUAAUAAUCGAUUGUUUAACGUCUUUGCCAAGGCACAAAGAAAAUAUUCAAACCUGAGUUGCCCCGUCAAAGCGAAUUUAAUCUACGCGUUUAACCAAUUUUAUAUUGAUGAACAGCAGUUGCCCUCCUUUAUACCGCUGGGCGGCUUUCGGUCCCUGAUCGAAUACUCAAGCAAACAUAAAUUGACUGCGCGUAUCAUAACCCGCGGUAAAAUUGUACCCAGACCUUGA
Drosophila obscura is the source of this 379-nucleotide messenger RNA. RefSeq lists its product as uncharacterized. Lineage: Eukaryota; Metazoa; Arthropoda; Insecta; Diptera; Drosophilidae. The transcript has 2 exons. Bases 50 to 379 code for a protein of 109 amino acids. The record is from RefSeq and is a predicted model, not a curated record.